Messenger RNA from Nycticebus coucang (slow loris), 3618 nucleotides. It is a transcript of the gene TRIB1, whose product is annotated as tribbles pseudokinase 1. Gene Ontology annotation, molecular function: mitogen-activated protein kinase kinase binding; ATP binding; protein kinase activity. The coding region runs from base 601 to 1719 and encodes 372 amino acids. Gene Ontology annotation, cellular component: nucleus. The record is from RefSeq and is a predicted model, not a curated record. Gene Ontology annotation, biological process: regulation of MAP kinase activity; positive regulation of proteasomal ubiquitin-dependent protein catabolic process; protein phosphorylation. NCBI's taxonomy places the organism in Eukaryota, Metazoa, Chordata, Mammalia, Primates, Lorisidae. The transcript is spliced from 3 exons.
AUACAGCGUGAGUCACCGGGAGGCGGAGGAGGUGGAGGAAAAGGAGAAGGAGGAGUGCACUGGCCGGGAUCGGUGCGGCGCACACACUCACUCACACUCAGUCACUCUCUCCGAGCGCGUCUCGCUCGCUCUCACACGCCCGGAGCCCAGGGGCGCGCAGGAUCCCGAGCGCCGCGGAAAAGUUGCUCCGGCUUUUGGUUCAGACUAAGUGUUUUGGGAAGUGCACUUGCUCCGUGGCUCUGGCGAGCCUGCUGAAUCCUGUCCUCAAGGCUCUGGACCCCGAGAACACAAGCUGCCGCUGCCGCUUUCUCCAGGACUGUCGGCAGCCUCGGCAACAAUAGAGGCGCCCGCCCCCAGCGAGCGGCCCAGAGCCGGCACCUGCGGAGGUCCGAGGACUCGAGCCGGCCUCAGUUCUCCGGACGCACGGCCAGCACCAGAGAGUGGCCCCUGCUUUGCCCCGCGUGGGGGCCGAGCCGAGUCCCCUCGGCAAACUCCAUCCAGCGGGCUGGGAGAAGUCGCAGCGCGGGUGCCGAGCCCACAGCGCCUUCCCGCGCGGAUCCGGGGACUUACAAAGCCGGGGCCGCUUGGGCCCAGGACGGGAUGCGGGCCGGUCCCGUGCGCUCUGCCAUGAGCGGCGCCUCGCAGCCCCGCGGCCCGGCCCUGCUACUCCCGGCCUCCCGGGGCGCCCCGGCCAAACGCCUACUGGACGCAGAUGAUGCGGCUGCUGUGGCGGCCAAGUGCCCGCGCCUCUCCGAGUGCUCCAGUCCCCCGGACUACCUCAGCCUCCCCGGCUCACCCUGCAGCCCUCAGCCCCCGCCCGCCGCGCCGGGAGCCGGCGGCGGCUCCGGGAGCGCCCCGGGACCCAGUCGCAUUGCUGACUACCUGCUGCUGCCCCUGGCCGAGCGCGAGCAUGUGUCCCGGGCGCUGUGCAUCCACACUGGCCGCGAGCUGCGCUGCAAGGUGUUUCCCAUUAAACACUACCAAGACAAAAUCAGGCCUUACAUCCAGCUGCCAUCACACAGGAACAUCACUGGCAUUGUGGAGGUGAUCCUUGGGGAAACCAAGGCCUACGUCUUCUUUGAGAAGGACUUUGGGGACAUGCACUCCUAUAUGCGAAGCCGGAAGAGGCUGCGGGAAGAGGAGGCCGCCCGGCUUUUCAAGCAGAUUGUCUCUGCCGUUGCCCACUGCCACCAGUCGGCCAUUGUGCUGGGGGACCUGAAGCUUAGGAAAUUCAUCUUCUCCACGGAGGAGAGAACCCAGCUCAGACUGGAAAGUCUAGAAGACACUCACAUAAUCAAGGGGGAAGAUGAUGCUUUGUCAGACAAACAUGGCUGCCCAGCCUACGUGAGCCCCGAGAUCCUCAACACCACGGGGACCUACUCGGGAAAGGCUGCGGACGUUUGGAGCCUCGGGGUGAUGCUCUACACACUUUUGGUUGGACGAUACCCCUUUCAUGACUCAGACCCCAGUGCCCUUUUCUCUAAAAUUCGACGUGGACAGUUCUGCAUUCCCGACCACAUUUCCCCCAAAGCCAGGUGCCUCAUUCGCAGCCUCCUGAGACGGGAACCUUCUGAGAGACUCACGGCUCCUGAGAUCUUACUCCAUCCCUGGUUUGACUCCGUCUUGGAACCUGGAUACGUUGACUCAGAAAUGGGAACUUCAGACCAGAUUGUUCCAGAGUAUCAGGAGGACAGUGACAUUAGUUCCUUCUUCUGCUAAUCCCAAAAACCUCAGAAACCUCAUAAUUCUCACACAUGGCAUUUCCAUUUCUAAAGAUGGACAGGCCCUUUGGCGUGGUGCCGGCCAGAUAUGUGACUGCAUCAUGACUGUUAGCUGCUGAACUCAACGUGGCACCUCCUCUUACUUGUUGGGAUGAGUGACUCUUGAUCUGCGCAGCGCACACUCUUGACUGGCUGCUCUGCAAAGUUGUUUCCCUUUUUAAGGAAUCCUCACCAACUGUCUCUUUGUCGGAUUUGAGGGAUGUGGAUCUUUCAUAGGCGGCAAAGAGUUUAGACAUCCUUCGCUGCGUGGUCAAGUGUAAUGAACUUGAACAUUCGAAUGGGAGAGGAAGCAAAUCGCACAAAGGCAUUUUGGGCAACAAGAGGGUGACAAAGAGUUUAGGCCAAUAAUCCUGCCAUCUUGGAAUUUGUCUUUGGUGGCUAGACUGGCUACUACAGCUUCUCUGAUGGGCAAGUUCUUUUUUUGGUUUGUUUUAACACUCAUCUUUUCUUCACACUCGCAUUUUACCAGUGACUCUGCUCCGUUUUGGGAGCAGACUAUCUUUAGUUGCUCAGGACCCUGAUGGAACCAUGAACCUAGACUGUGUCAUUUGUUUCCUGCCAAAACCUCAUCUGCACUAAUGCCUUCCCCUGACCUUGACACUCUUCCCGUUUAGCUACAGAAGCACUUACCAGCUAACAUGGAAAAGUAUCACAAAAGAUUUGAUGGCCCAGCUAUUUUCAGAACUCUGAGCUCAGAGAGAGAGAGAGAGAGACUGCAGAUUUUAAAGAAUAAUUAAGUCCCCUUCCACCCCCCUGUCAAUUUGUUAGUACUUACCUUUUCCCCAAGACCAUCUCAGGGUGGUGCAUUUUAUCCAGGAGGAGAAAGAUAAGGAGGCUCCUACCCCUGCUCUCCCAAGAGCAAACAAUCUUUGUGCAUUAAAGAAAGUAAAUUCUGGAUAGUCUUAGAAGACUCUCAGACUAACUUCCAGAAUUCUCCUUUAACCCCUCCCAGAUGUGGUCUUCCCCUGGUAUUGUGUGUGCCUCUGGGGUUUUGCAUGGUGGGUUGUUAGUAUUUCCAGUGUGUGGUUUAUGAGUACAUCUGCAUAAUUGGCUUCUGGAGUGAAAUAGCCAGCCCCAAAUCCUUAAAAGUCAGAAGGGACUUUAAAAAUCAUCUGACCCCACCUCUUUCCUCUUUCUGUCACCUCCCGAUGCAGAAAUUCCCUCUUGAGCUUUUGAAGGUGGAAAUCCAGCCUCUGUUUGGAUGCUUCCAGAGAUGGGAAUUCACUCCCUACAGCAGAUAGAGAGACUGCAACUUGUGCUAAGAAACAAGUUCAGUUGAAAUGUCAGUAACUGUCUAGAACAGUGCUGAAAUCAGGUGGUUAAACGGGUAAAUAAAACAUACUGUAUUUUGAGAAAUGGCACAAAAACAGGCAGUCAUCUUUAAGGGCUAUGCCUAGACAAACUACUAACGUGCAUUGUGAGAAUGCUGUGUAUACCUCACGUACUGUGUACUUUGUACAUAGGUUGUACCUUUUAUACAUAGGUCUGAUACUGUUUUGUUGUUUUUGGCUCUGAGGCUUGUUUUGUUGUCUGUGUCUGUCUGAAUAACCUGCGUGUCUAAAACCACGUGAAAUGUGAAUGAUUAUUGGCAAUAUUACCUUGACGGAGUCAUGGGACUUGAAGAAGAGGGAGAACAGAGGCCUCUGUCGCACUAAUGCUCUUGUGGUUGCUCGACUGUUGUAUCUGUGAUACGUUAUCCAGCUAAGGACUCGGGGCUGGCAGGGGCUUCUGCUGGGAAAGCUAGAAACACUAGAUUCUUCCUGUACAUAUGUGUAUAUAUGUGAACAGUGAGAUGGCAGUUUCUGACUUGUAGAGAAAUUUUAAUAAAUCUGGUUUC